Messenger RNA from Tachysurus vachellii, 4101 nucleotides. RefSeq names its product transforming growth factor, beta 1b (gene tgfb1b). Gene Ontology annotation, cellular component: extracellular region. Gene Ontology annotation, biological process: BMP signaling pathway; regulation of cell population proliferation; transforming growth factor beta receptor signaling pathway. The transcript has 7 exons. NCBI's taxonomy places the organism in Eukaryota, Metazoa, Chordata, Actinopteri, Siluriformes, Bagridae. The coding region runs from base 556 to 1704 and encodes 382 amino acids. The record is from RefSeq and is a predicted model, not a curated record. Gene Ontology annotation, molecular function: type III transforming growth factor beta receptor binding; growth factor activity; cytokine activity.
UCGACGUGAGGUUAGGUGUAAACCAAUUUAUUUGUUUUUGCUUUAACCUGGAAUUUACUCAGCUUGACAUUGCAUCAAGGUUGCAUCUGCCUCUUAUAAGUGUGGAAGCCAAAUUUACAGAUAAGUUCUUCAUGUAGAAUGAUUUUUUUAUUGUACACAUCAGACUAAGUUUAUCUUCUUAAAUCGUUCGAGUUAUGGAAAGAUUACUAUAAACAAGCUUAUUAUUAUUUGAAGUGAGCUAAAAAUAAAAAUAAUUGUUUUUUUAGUGUUGUAUUUGUGGCCAACUGAUUAAGGGGUUAAAUUCAAUGGGGAAAUUGCUUUACAGUAAAGGAAGUUUUGUGUCCUUUAUGUUAAGCUGUGCUGCUUCCUUUUCCUCUUUCACCCCUUAACUUGAGACUGAAGUGAGGCAUAUGAAACAAGGAAGCAGCACCAAGGGCUGCAAUAAGCUGUUUUACACACACAUAUUAGCAUUUUGUUCUCAUCAGAGCUGUUGAAGUGGCCUCAUGUGCUAUUUCUUCAGAGCGUAAAAACAACACCUCCGUAACACCAGUGUGGAUGAUGAGGGCACAAAAUUUGCUGUUGGCACUGCUGUGCAUGAUGGGAUGUGUGGGCUACUGUGGUACUUUAUCAACCUGCAAACCCCUGAACCUGGAGCUGGUGAAAAGGAAGCGCAUCGAGGCCAUCCGUGGACAGAUCCUCAGCAAACUACGGCUGGCCAAAGAGCCAGAAGACGAUGACAAAGGAGAGAGAGAUGAGGUGCCUGCUGAGGUCCUGUCUGUCUACAACAGCACUGUGGAGUUAAACGAGGAGCUGAUACAAGCCAACAAUACUGUGGAAUCUCCUGAUGCAGAGGAGGAGGCAUACUAUGCCAAGGAGGUUCAUAAGUUUACCAUGAAUAAUUUUACGAAUAAUAUGGUGAUGCUGUUUAACGUCACUGAAAUGAGAGACGUUUUGGGCUUAGAACGUAUGGUUUCCCAGGCUGAGCUCCGUCUUCUGAUCAGGGAUCCUCGAUUUGCUCCUGGCAAUGAAGAGAGGUUAGAGCUUUAUCAAGGGGCCGGGGAUAAGGCUCGCUACCUGGAUUCACAUUUCAUCACCAACGAAUUAAACGGCAAAUGGAUAUCCUUUGACGUGACAAAGACUGUAAAAAACUGGCUUCACAAUCCUGAGGCAGAAAAAGCAUUACAGUUGAAGUUACCUCAUGGAUGUGGGGAGAGUGAAAAGAUACCAUAUAUUUCAGGCACAUCCACUGAUAGAUUAGACACAGCUGUUCUACAAACCAAAAUGAAAAAGCCACACAUUCUGGUAAUGUCACUUCCUGAAGAGCGUGUACGUCAUCUCAGCUCGCGGAGGAAACGGCAAGCUACAGGAGAUGCAGUUUGUUCUGAACAGUCAGAUGUUUGCUGUGUGAGAAGACUUUAUAUAGACUUCCGUAAAGACCUGGGAUGGAAAUGGAUACACGAACCUUCUGGCUACUAUGCAAACUACUGUAUCGGCUCCUGUUCCUUUGUCUGGAACGCGGAAAAUAAGUACUCACAGGUUCUGGCGCUGUAUAAACAUCACAAUCCUGGAGCAUCGGCUCAACCCUGCUGUGUGCCACAGGUCCUGGAUCCUUUACCCAUCCUGUACUAUGUGGGGAGACAACAUAAGGCCAGUAUAAUAACAUUAAACACUGCAGUACAUUGGAGAAUAUUUACCUACUUGUAAUGAAAUGUAAUUAAUCUGUCUAACACAAUCUGGAUCUUCCACAGGUAGAACAACUGUCAAAUAUGAUCGUCAAGACCUGCAGAUGUAGUUGAAAGACAUGUGCAGUCUUCAGACUCUCUUGUAGCGAUUAAAGACUGAGAUGUAUUGAGAGGAAAAAGGCCUGUAUAAUGCUAUGGAGGGACAGUUCAUACAAAUUGUAUUGUGUGACAUUUCAUGGUUUCUUUUUUUUUUUUUUUUUUUGUGAAAGUUUCACCCCUUAAACUCCCUGGCUCAAUCAGUGGGUACUCGACAUACAUUUCUCAUUCUUGUACCUACAUACUGUACCUAUUAAUAAUAAAAAAUGAUAUAAAAUAAUUCACUGUCAUUAAUUCAAUAAUACGAUGGGACUUUAAGGGGUGAAAUUCCUUGGUACAUUACAGACUUUCAUUGUUAAAUGUGACCUUAACAAGCAAACAAAUGGCCAUGCUUAUUAACAUUAACCUUUUUUUUUGGUGUGUGUUGGGCUUGAUGGAAUUACAAGUAACAGCGGUACAUAUUUGUAUUAAUUAUUGUGUUUAAUAGGUUUUCAUUUAAUGUGCACAUUUUCUCAUUUCAAGUUUGGCUAGAGCUUACUUCACAUUUUUACCUGCUUUGAAAUAAUUUGUUCAACAUUUGCAGGACGAAAAUACAGGGCAAGAUAAAAAACAAAAAAACAUUACCACUGGAUGUGAAAAUGUAUUAUUAGUUAUUUAAAUCCAGUUGUAGCACGGUGGCUUAGUGGUUAGCACAUUCGCCUCACACCUCCAGGGUUGGGGGUUCGCCUCCGCCUUGUGUGUGUGGAGUUUGCAUGUUCUCCCCGUGCCUCGGGGGUUUCCUCCGGGUACUCCGGUUUCCUCCCCCGGUCCAGAGACAUGCAUGGUAGGUUGAUUGGCAUCUCUGGAAAAUUGUCCGUAAUGUGUGAUUGUGUGAGUGAAUGAGAGUGUGUGGGCCCUGCGAUGGGUUGGCACUCUGUCCAGGGUGUAUCCUGCCUUGAUGCCCAAUGACGCCUGAGAUAGGCACAGGCUCCCCGUGACCCGAGGUAGUUCGGAUAAGUGGUAGUUAAUGAAUGAAUAAAUCCAGUUGUGUACCAAUAAAACAUGAUCUUUUUGGAUCCAUGAGCUGCAGAGCUUAUUUAAAUAGCCUAUAGUGUAAAAGUGAUGACUCUGGAAACACGAUUAUUAACUUCCUUGUUUGCUGGUCCUGCUCAAUGAAGCGAUCAUGAGGCAUUGUAAUUUUUGGCACAAUGUCCUCUAUUAGUGCCUGUUACAGUUUCCAUUUUUCACCACUAGGUACCAUAAUACCACUAUGGAGGUAAAUGGGGCAGUUGUUACCCUCCCCACCCCAAAGAGUAUGCUUAUAUCUGUCAAAUAGAAACCUUUUAAAAAUGUGCCAAUUUGUAAUUCAAACUAAUUUAAAAUAGACUGUGAACUAGGAAAAUUUAUAUUCCUUGAAAUGUUGAUGUAUAUUGUGCCCUUAUGGAUGAGCUGACACUAUCUCUUUGCAACUUAUACAUGAUAAGGCAAUCCCUUAUACUUCUGUGUUCUCCAGGAUUAAAAGCUGUAAAUGCAUGCUUGAUUUGUGCAAAACUAAGAACUAAUCCUACAUGCGUAGGAGAUUAUUGCUUUAACAGCUUUCUAUUUAGCUAUAACUAUGGCAAGGUUACCAUUUAGGUCAAUGGAGAAGUUGUCCACUUUUAUUCUCUCUCAGCCUCCAGCACAGCUGUAUUCUGUGUUUAAUUGUUCAGUGGACUAGAAACAUUCUUCUCAUGGUCAAAUUUGGCCAUUUACUAUAUAUAGUUAUGAAAACGUCAGACUUUCCUGAACUUAAAUGAUCUUAUUUGUCUGAGUAUCCAUUAAGUAGGAAUAGUUUUGUGCCUUGUGGACAGUUUGUCACAAGGUGAACUGAUCAGGCUUUGUCUGUUUCACUACAGUAUAUAGUGUAUUCAAGCUUUUGGCUGUUUUCCAGAUUUCAUGUUUUCUGAGACUUACACACAAUCGGUUAGUUUAGCUUGGGGUUGUGGAACUUUAUUCUAUCAAAGCAGGAACACAAAUCAUUUCAGUUGUCUAAGCAUUUUGUCUUGGUCUUCAACCACCUGAUAAGCUUUUAAGCCUGUAGCCUCACCAUCAGACACAAUUUGGUGCAUUGGAAGCUGGGAGAAGUGAAAUGUAAGCCAUCAGAGAUCUCCGAAGAUCACUUUGGGGAAACACUUACAUAUGCUUACAUAUAGGAAUUUUAGAUUUUAGGGAAUAUGUUAUACUUCACGUCUGACAUAUCUUGAACUGUAAUUGUAUUGUUUUUUUUGUUGUUUUCUGUAAAAAGACAAAAGUAUACCACAUGCAUUGUGAAUAUUAGAAAAGCAUUAAACAAACCCAUACUUAA